AUCUACAUACACGUGCCAAUCCAGUACCCGUAGCAUUUGUUCUUCCCGUGUCUUCCUCUUUCUCGAUCGAGUCGCAGUGCAAAGCAGAGCACAGUAACUAUGGUGUCGAAAUCAAGCGACUCUGCCUCUAAGCUCAGAAAAUCUCUUGGAAAACAGUCAAAUGAGGGUAUUGGAAAUCUCCCAUAUAAGAUGAAUCAGCUUAAAAAGCAAAUUCAAGCAGAGAGAAUUGUUUCAAUAAAAGAAAAAGUUGAGAAGAACAAGAGGAAAUUAGAAAGUGAUGUUUCUCAACUUAUAUCAGCUGCUGCAUCCAGGGGGAAUGCAUUAUUUAUGGGGCAGACUGGAGUUGCUAAAAUGAAAAUUUCAAGGAUUGGAAGUCCUCUCUGCCAGUAUAGUGGAUUUGCUCACGGUUCAGGGGAUAAAGAUUAUAUUAUUGGUCAUGAAGUUGUACCCUCAACAAGCAUAAAGGUUCCUUUCAUUGAGAAGAUACCUCCAUAUACUGCCUGGAUGUUUUUGGACAGGAAUCAGAGAAUGGCCGAAGACCAGUCAGUGGUGGGGAGGAGACGAAUAUACUAUGAUCAACAUGGCAGUGAAGCACUUAUAUGUAGUGACAGUGAGGAAGACAUUAUAGAACCCGAGGAAGAAAAACAUGAAUUUUCUGAGGGUGAAGAUCGCAUUCUAUGGAUGGUCUUUCAGGAACAUGGACUGGCCGAAGAAGUACUAAACAUUGUUAGCCAGUUUAUUGGAGUCUCCACUUCAGAAAUCCAUGAGAGGUGUAGCAUGCUUAAGGAAAAAUUUGAUGAGGAACAAAACGACAAAGAUUCUGGGGAUUCAGCAUCUGGGAGGGGCAUAUCUCUGGAAAAAAGCCUAAGUGCUGCUUUAGAUUCAUUUGAUAACCUAUUUUGUCGUCGUUGUUUGGUACUUGGUCUGACCAUUUCUGGCCUUGCAUUGAUUUUCAAUAAGAAUAAUGUAUAUGAUAAGUGUCUGACAUACUCCUUGAAUUUCUUCAAUGUUGAUGUUUAUCUGCUUGUAUCUAUCCAACAGCUAUUUGACUGCCGCUUACAUGGCUGUUCUCAAACUUUGAUCAAUCCUAGUGAAAAGCAGCCAUAUUGGUCUGAAUACGAAGAUGAAAGAAAACCUUGCAGCAAUCAAUGUUGCCUUAGGUUUAGAGCUGUCAAAGACUUGCCAGAAGGUUCAGUUAAUAAUGUUUUGCAAUGGACAAUACCUGCAACCUUGGAAGGUGAAAAAAAGAUUGCAUGUGCCUCAAAUGCUGAAGCACCAAGUGGUGCAAAUGGUGGCACAGAUCUAGAACAAGAUGAUAGGUGUUUUUCUGAGAAAGAGAUAUCUGUUACUUCAGGACCUAUUUGUCACUCAGAACUUGCUUCUGGAGCUUCAAAUUUAGAUACACCUGCCAUGGUGAUGCACAAUCCAGAACAUAUAAGAAAGCGUAGAGUGUCACAGGAUACAGAUGAUGACUCCACACAGGUUCCUGAUGAUCCCCAGGAUUCUACUAGUAAGAAGCAGAAGAAAUCAGUGGCUUUAGAUGUAGUAACUGAUGAUGUUGAAGAUAACCCAAAUCUUGAUGACAUGGCUGGUACUGAAAGCACAACUGAUAGAAGUGAACUUCAGUUGACCACCAAAGGCACAAUAAAUGAUCCCAGCAAACACGCCCCAAAAAAUCUUGUUUGUUUUGGCACUGAGGAGCAAAUUAGAGAUGAAGCCAAUGAUAUCACUGAAGUGCCUGAAUUGAAUCAGUCAUCCUCAACAGAAAGACAAUUAGAAGGUGUCUCGAGCACGUGUGAGUGGAAACCUAUUGAGAAAGAAUUAUAUUUAAAAGGAGUGGAGAUAUUUGGAAAAAACAGUUGCCUUAUCGCUAGGAAUUUACUUUCUGGGUUGAAGACUUGUAUAGAAGUGUCAAAAUACAUGUGUGACAGUGGAGCAACAAUGCCUCAUAGAUCUGUUGCGCCAAGUUCAAUUCUGGAGGAUAAUGGAAAGACUGAUACAGAUUACAUGGAGCAAGAGAUGCCAACAAGAUCUCGUUUACUUCGUAGGAGGGGCAGGACACGAAAGCUUAAAUAUUCUUGGAAAUCUGCCGGCCAUCCAUCAAUUUGGAAAAGAAUUGCUGAUGGCAAAAACCAGUCCUGUAAGCAGUAUACACCAUGUGGCUGCCAAUCAAUGUGUGGAAAACAAUGCCCCUGUCUACAUAAUGAAACUUGUUGUGAAAAAUAUUGCGGGUGCUCAAAGAGUUGCAAAAAUCGUUUCAGGGGAUGCCACUGUGCAAAGAGCCAAUGCAGAAGCCGGCAAUGUCCAUGUUUUGCUGCUGGACGUGAAUGUGAUCCAGAUGUUUGUCGCAAUUGCUGGGUUAGUUGUGGUGAUGGUUCUUUAGGUGAGCCACCUAAACGAGGAGAUGGCCAAUGUGGAAACAUGAGGCUUCUUCUAAGGCAACAGCAGAGAAUCCUUUUGGCAAAAUCUGAUGUUGCUGGAUGGGGCGCCUUUUUAAAGAACCCUGUCAACAAAAAUGAUUAUCUUGGAGAAUAUACUGGUGAACUGAUCUCCCACCGAGAGGCAGAUAAGCGUGGGAAAAUCUACGAUCGUGCCAAUUCAUCAUUCCUUUUUGACUUGAAUGAUCAGUAUGUUCUUGAUGCUUACCGCAAAGGAGAUAAGCUGAAGUUUGCAAACCACUCAUCCAAUCCUAAUUGCUAUGCGAAGGUGAUGCUUGUGGCAGGAGAUCAUCGAGUAGGUAUCUUUGCCAAGGAACAUAUUGAAGCUAGUGAGGAGCUAUUCUAUGAUUAUCGUUAUGGACCAGACCAGGCUCCUGCAUGGGCUCGGAAACCUGAGGGUUCCAAAAGGGAUGAUUCAACAGUCUCACAAGGUAGAGCAAAGAAACAUCAAUCUCAUUGAUGAGUUGUUAGACUGGUUAGUGGUUUCAAUGCAAUUAUGGAGAAUGGUUUUCCAAUUCCGUUAUUAAAUUUUGUCCAUGUCAUCUACUAGGAAAAAAAUCAGUAGAAUUAUACCUGAGAUAUGCCAGCAAUUGGUUGUAUAUAGAUAUGUAAGUAGGGAUUUCGAAUGUAAAAUAAGAUAGAAUGGGCAAUAAGAUCACACACAUAGUGAUUGGUAAUAAAGAUUGAAACUUGUCUAGCAACAUCCUAUCUAGGCAACAGGGACAUAGAUCAAGAAUUUUUAUUGUUUUAUUUAUCAUCUUUAUGGUAAUAAUGUAAUGGAAAUCGUCUACUUUUGAAGUA
Messenger RNA from Hevea brasiliensis (rubber tree), 3239 nucleotides. RefSeq names its product histone-lysine N-methyltransferase EZA1. The coding region runs from base 100 to 2898 and encodes 932 amino acids. The record is from RefSeq and is a predicted model, not a curated record. Gene Ontology annotation, molecular function: histone methyltransferase activity; protein binding. The transcript is spliced from 16 exons. Gene Ontology annotation, biological process: chromatin remodeling. Lineage: Eukaryota; Viridiplantae; Streptophyta; Magnoliopsida; Malpighiales; Euphorbiaceae. Gene Ontology annotation, cellular component: PcG protein complex.